AUGGAGAAUGUGGCGGUGCGGGCGCCAGCACACGCCAAGCUGGCAGGGCACAGAAAUGUCUGUGCCGGCGUGGCGCGUGCGCUGGGCAGCGCCGGCGCCACUGUGUAUGUGACAGGGCGCAGCGUGCGGGGCGGGGCGCCGCCGGCGGACGGAGCUGCGGGCACGGUGCAGGACACUGCAGACGAGGUUGCGGCGCUCUUCUCCCGCGUGCAGCGGGAGCAGGGGCGCCUAGAUGUGCUGGUGAAUGCGGCCUGGGGUGGCAACGAGCUGCCUCGGCUGCAGGCAGACUGGGGCACGCCCAGCUGGGAGGUGGAGGCUGCGGCGUACUGGGACUCUAUGUUUGUGGCGGGGGUGCGGGCGGCGCUGGUAGCCUCGCAGCACGCGGCGCGGCUGAUGGCGGCGCAGGGCAGCGGCCUGAUUGUGAGCGUGUCGUUUGGCGCUGGUGGCGGCAGCAGCCCUUACCUGGGUAACCUGUAUUAUGAUCUGGCUAAGGCCAGCCUCAACAGGCUGGCCUUUUGCCUUGGCGAGGAGCUGCGGCCGAUGGGCGUGGCAUCCGUGGCACUCUCCCCUGGCCACAUGCGCACCGAGCGGGUGCUGCAGGCAUACAAGACGGACGAGCAGCACUGGCGGGAGGUGCCCGAGCUUGCGGCAGGCAGCGAGACGCCAGAGUACCUGGGCAGGGCGGUGGCGGCGCUGGCUGGCGACGCCGCUGUGCUGCGGCACAGCGGGCAGGUCCUGCUUGUGGCGGAGCUGGCAAGGCAGUACGGUUUUACUGACGUGGACGGCUCCAUCCCACCGCCGUUCCAGCUGCCGGGGGCGGAGUGA
Messenger RNA from Chlorella variabilis, 825 nucleotides. RefSeq lists its product as hypothetical. Lineage: Eukaryota; Viridiplantae; Chlorophyta; Trebouxiophyceae; Chlorellales; Chlorellaceae. The transcript is spliced from 7 exons. The record is from RefSeq and is a predicted model, not a curated record. Bases 1 to 825 code for a protein of 274 amino acids.